Trichoderma aggressivum f. europaeum is the source of this 213-nucleotide messenger RNA. RefSeq lists its product as uncharacterized. The transcript has 4 exons. The record is from RefSeq and is a predicted model, not a curated record. The coding region runs from base 1 to 213 and encodes 70 amino acids. Lineage: Eukaryota; Fungi; Ascomycota; Sordariomycetes; Hypocreales; Hypocreaceae.
AUGGGUAUGAUCGACGCCAAGAACAGGGUGACGGAGAACCAGCGCUUCUACCAGGCUGCGUACAAGGCUCACACCCGCCUGUGGAAGAUUAACCCCCGAAGCAACUGGUACAUGGCCCCCUACCUCGUCGCCCUCUGGGGAGGUUUCGGAGCUACCCUCUACGCUGCCAGCCGAAAGGUUGCCGGCCACAACACCUGGUUCAGCAAGGAUUAA